Messenger RNA from Dermacentor albipictus, 1159 nucleotides. RefSeq lists its product as uncharacterized. The record is from RefSeq and is a predicted model, not a curated record. Lineage: Eukaryota; Metazoa; Arthropoda; Arachnida; Ixodida; Ixodidae.
ACAAAAGAAGGGCUGCAGUCGGCCAAAAGAACACCCGUUCCUCUAAUUCAUGCAUCCGAUUUGGAGGAUGCAAGCAGAGAUGACGAUGUUCGAAUAAGCAGAAAGACUGCCAUGCAGGAGUCGAAGAGGAAGCAACAAAAUCAGGUGUUGGUUAAAAAGCAACAGCUGACAGCAGUGCUCGAGCAGCACACGAGGCAUGUGCUAUUAAGCAAUGGCACGGCUGCUGGCAAAACUGUUGCAGCUCCAAAGAGAAAGAGGACUUUGGAUAAAGACUUCUCUGACUCUAGUGAUGACGAGACUCUGGUCACACUAUUAGAACUUAAAAAUUCUGAGAACGAGGCCAAGUUCUGGAAAAGUUGGUUCAAGUUAGAAAGUCAGCAUUCAGCCUCUUUAAAAAGGCACAUCAACUUUCUCGAGAAAAAAGUCGAGCAACAGAUGACUUCGUUUCAGCAGACAGUGGAAGAUUUUAUCAGCCAGCCCUGUCGGUGUGGGAAUGGCAGGAUUCGGCAAAGAAGCAUUGCAGCAGAGUUGCCAAAAGCUGCAUCAGAGCCAGCACCUAAAAGUGCUAGGGGCCACGAGAAACCCUGGGACAGUAUGCAAGUGGGAACAACUGCUGCACCUACACCACCAGCUGUAUUGGCACCAGAAAAUGACUGCACUGGAAAAGCAGUCGAAAAGGCUGCGCCUGCCCAAACCAAGCAGCUCAGCCGAUGGUGCCUGCGGAAUUUUCCGCAUGUAAUGGUGGGCUGUUCCAUCUUUCAAAAAACAUUUUUGUAACCCAAGAGCAAGCAGCGAAGCUGUUCAGAAACAAAAAACCGAGCAUUUUGGUUAGGGAUGCUGCACAAGUUGUGUGGAGGUGUGACACGCUUGCGCAGAGAAGCGUAAGUGGUCGGUUGGCACCCACAAAGGCCAACAGUGGGCAGGAGCCAUCCAAGCAGCUGACACCAGAGAAAGUGGCGGUUGUUUACGGGUGCCUGGCCUACUGGGGCAAUGUCAACAAUGUGGACACCACGCUAGCCCACCACAACGUCAUGCGUACCCUCACUGAAAAGAUUCAAGACUGCAAGAGGAAGCUGCGCAUUAACUGAAUGCAAAGCUGUGCAUGAAUUAACAGCAAUACUAGUCAUGUAUUAUGUGCUAUUUUUGACUGAAAUACAUA